CGCGGAAGUGGAGAGUGUAAACAGAAGUUGACCAGCGCGCGCGUGAUGGACUCAACAGGAGAGGGGAUUGUGCUGAAAUGUGUGUUACUGGCCGCUGUCUGCAGUGUGUGUCAGUCUCUGCAGGGCGGGAUGCUGUUCCCCACAGACUCUCCCUCCAGAGAAGUGAAAGAAGUGAACGGCCUGUGGAGAUUCAGAGCGGAUCUUUCUCCGGAGCGGAACCGAGGCUUUGAGAAGGAGUGGUUCAAGAGUCCACUAGCGGAGACGGGUCCAGUAAUUGACAUGCCGGUGCCGUCCAGCUACAAUGACAUCACACAAGACUCCAAAAUCAGGGAUUUCAUUGGCUGGGUUUGGUAUGAGAAGGAAUUGUGGGUGCCUGCGCGCUGGAUCCAGGAUCAGGGAACACGGGUCAUGCUCCGAGUUGGAAGUGCACACUAUUAUUCUGUGCUUUGGGUGAACGGGGUCAAGAUGACUGAACACGCGGGCGGUCAUCUUCCCUUUGAGUCGGACAUCAGCGGCGUCCUGCGUCAGAGCACCGGAAGUGCAUGUCGGAUCACCAUUGCAGUGAACAACACUUUAACUCCAGAGACACUUCCACCAGGAACCAUCCAGUACAUGAACGAUCGCACCAGAUACCCCGCUGGCUACUUCGUUCAGAACACUAACUUUGAUUUCUUCAACUACGCUGGAAUACACCGAUCGGUCCUGCUGUACACGACACCAAAGGUGCACAUUGAUGACAUCACAGUGGAGACGUCAUUCUCUGAUAACAUUGGGCUGGUGAGUUAUAAUGUGUCCGUGUUGGGCGGCUCUAAGCCUGCUGUGAAAGUGACGCUCUCUGCAAAGGACGGCAGAUGUGUGGCUUCGGCUAACGGCUCCCGAGGAACUCUCAAGGUCACAGACGUCAACCUCUGGUGGCCGUACCUGAUGCACGAAAACCCAGGAUACCUUUACUCCAUGGAGGUUCAGGCGACAGCAGAGGAUGGACAGACGGAUGUUUACACUCUUUCUGUGGGUAUUCGUACGGUUAAGGUCACCAAUACGCAGUUUCUCAUCAACAACAAGCCGUUCUACUUCCACGGGGUCAACAAGCACGAGGACGCAGACAUCCGGGGCAAAGGCUUCGACUGGCCUCUGGUCGUGAAGGAUUUUAACCUGAUGAAGUGGAUGGGGUCCAACUCGUUCCGCACCAGUCACUAUCCCUACGCCGAGGAGAUCCUGCAGAUGGCCGACCGGCACGGCAUCGUGGUUAUCGACGAGUGUCCUGGAGUGGGCAUUAAAGAGAUACGCAGUUUCGGGAACGCUUCUCUGGCUCAUCACCUGAUCGUCAUGGAGGAGUUGGUCCGACGUGAUAAAAACCAUCCUUCUGUGGUCAUGUGGUCUGUGGCCAACGAGCCUGCGUCUGAAAUGCCGCCCGCGGGACAAUAUUUCAAGGAACUCGUGUCUCACACCAAAUCUCUGGACUCCAGCCGGCCGGUCACAUUCAUCACCAACAGUAACUACGCCAGAGAUCUAGGGGCCCCGUAUGUGGAUGUUAUUUGUAUAAACAGCUAUUUCUCGUGGUAUCAUGACCCGGGUCACACAGAGGUCAUCGGCCUUCAGCUCAGCGCUCAGUUUGAUAACUGGUUUGGGAAAUACAAGAAGCCCAUAAUCCAGAGCGAGUACGGAGCGGAUGCUGUUGCUGGUCUACACAGCGAUCCACCCAUGAUGUUCACAGAGGAGUACCAGAAGACGGUCCUGCAGAACUACCACAGCGUGUUCGACCAGAAGAGGAAGGAGUUCGUCAUCGGAGAACUGAUCUGGAACUUCGCCGACUUCAUGACGGCUCAAACCAUCGCUCGAGUGGUUGGGAAUAAGAAAGGGAUCUUCACUCGGCAGCGGCAGCCCAAAGCCGGAGCGUUUCUCCUGCGGGAGCGAUACUGGAGGAUCGCCAACGAGACCGGCGUGUUGCCCACCUGGACCAGGUAUCCCUGCCAGUGAGCGAUCCACUGUCCCUGAGCAUGCUGGGUAACAGGAACACCUGCUGGGAAUGAGCCGUUUAUCAAGUAACAGUGCCUUACACUUCCUACACCGUGACAAUCACACAGAUCUGUUGUAACGCUGGGGUUGUGUGAUGAACACAUG
This is a messenger RNA of Rhinichthys klamathensis goyatoka, 2121 nucleotides long. It is a transcript of the gene gusb, whose product is annotated as glucuronidase, beta. Lineage: Eukaryota; Metazoa; Chordata; Actinopteri; Cypriniformes; Leuciscidae. The transcript has 12 exons. Gene Ontology annotation, molecular function: carbohydrate binding; beta-glucuronidase activity. The record is from RefSeq and is a predicted model, not a curated record. The coding region runs from base 46 to 1977 and encodes 643 amino acids. Gene Ontology annotation, biological process: glucuronoside catabolic process; carbohydrate metabolic process.